Messenger RNA from Benincasa hispida (wax gourd), 891 nucleotides. RefSeq lists its product as uncharacterized. The record is from RefSeq and is a predicted model, not a curated record. Lineage: Eukaryota; Viridiplantae; Streptophyta; Magnoliopsida; Cucurbitales; Cucurbitaceae.
CCGACUGCUAUGAAAAAGCGGGUCAUGAUUUCGUAAACGCAGAACAAGAAGAGAGAGAGAGAGAGGGAGAGAGAGAAACAAAAAUGUCACUGGUAGACUACGCUUCAUCGGACGACGACGUGCCGGCAGCGGAGGAGGAGGAGGAGGUGGCGGAGGAUAAUCGGAAGAAGUCGGAAAACCGCACCGUCGCAGAGCCUCAAUUCCCCAAGCACGAGCCGAGGCCUAAAUCUCCUCCCGUCAACCAGCCCAUUCUUAAGCCAAAUCAACAAUUUGAAACUAAAGAGGAGCCUUCUGUGCCUUCGGUUGAGCUUCCUGAUGCUUCUUUACUCUUGAAUUCUCCUUCAUCCUCUAGUCUUUUUAGUGGUAGCGAUCACUCUUCUCGAGUGGCAGCAGCUAUGGCUGCCAAUGCAUCUCGCAAGAGAGAAACAAAUGUUUUAGGAUCUUCUCUUCCUAGGAGUAAAGUUCCAAGAUCGAGCUUGCCUCACUCUAAGAAUGUUCCGGAUACUUCAGGCAGUUUGUUGGUUCCACCUCAGCUUACUGGAAGGAGUAACAUUGUUACUGAAGAUAUAAGCAAGCUGUUUGUGAAGAAGUCAGCCAAACCUCCCUCGUAAUGAUAAUGUGAAAGGAGAAUGAGCAAUGGCCGAAGUUUUGGUGCUUGUCUCUUCAAUCGGUUUUCAGGAACUGCAAUCAUUUGUGAUUUAUGUGCGGUACAUGAACCUUUUCCUCCUCCAGUAAUUAGCAUAACGUUAUUCCUUUUCUAGGAUGAUUAGUCUUAAUGCUUAUUUUUAAUUAACUUUAAAGAAUUAAUGUAGCAUAAGGUGCUCAUAUGAUAUCUUAAUAUGCACUGUUAUCUUAAUCGUGAGUAAAUCAAAUUUUGUCAAUGUUCUCAUA